AUGCAAAAAUGGAAAGAAGCUGCCAUUGAUGGAGUCGAGAGACCUAAUAAGAACGGCAAACUGUUUUACUGUCUUUCGAUGUUCCCAUAUCCUUCAGGAACUCUACAUUUGGGCCAUCAACGAGUGUAUACCAUCAGUGAUGUGAUUGCUCGCUUCAAGCGUCUACAAGGUUAUGAUGUGAUUCAUCCUAUGGGAUGGGACGCGUUCGGUUUGCCAGCUGAAAAUGCUGCUGUUGAAAGAGGUAUUAACCCGGCCGUAUGGACAGAGACUAACAUUGCGAAAAUGAAAGACCAGAUGGAGCUAAUGCUCGCGAACUUUGACUGGGACAGGGAAGUGAAUACAUCUUCCCCAGACUACUACAAAUGGACACAGAAGAUUUUCACACUUCUUUUUGAGAACGGCUUGGCUUACAGAAAAGGUGCAGAGAUCAAUUGGGAUCCUAUUGACCAAACUGUUCUUGCCAAUGAACAAGUUGACUCCGAAGGUAAAUCCUGGAGAUCAGGCGCUAAGGUCGAGAAAAGAACCCUUGAGCAAUGGUUUAUUGGAAUAACAAAAUAUGCCAGUGCUCUUCAGAAUGACCUUAAGCUAUUAGACGAAUGGCCUGAUAAAGUCAAGGCGAUGCAGAAGCACUGGAUUGGCGAAAGUCAUGGUGCUGAAAUCGUUUUCCCCAGCCAAGGGAGCUCACAGGAUAGUGUAACUGUGUUUACCUCUAGACCAGAUACGCUUUUUAGCGUGCAGUUCAUAGCACUUGCCUUGAACCACCCAAUUGUGCAAGAAAUUGCCCAGAACGAUAAAGAUUUGGCAGAAUACAUUGCGUUGGCCAAAAACGAUGAUGACCCUUUGUCGAAGCUGGGAUACCUUAUGGAGAAUGUGAAAGUCACAUUGCCUAUUGAUAUUAACGGUGAACAAAAGAGAGAUUUUGAUGUACCUGUCUACGUUGCUCCCUACGUCCUAGGUUCAUAUGGUCAUGGUGCCGUCAUGGGUUGUCCUGCUCAUGAUGAGCGUGAUUCUGCCUUUUGGGCGCUCCAUAUGCCUGGUGUUCCCGUCAGGCCCACAGUUGGGCCAAGCGAUAAAAAGAAAGUAGCCGAACAGAAGGGGUUGUUUACCGCUAAGAAUGGUAAGCUUUACGAUGGCUCGAUCUUGAAGAACGGUGUUCCUUCUUUGGGUAAUCUAUUUGACGUGAGUUCCAAGGAGGCCGGCAAAAAAAUAAUGACUCUUCUUGAGAAGAACCAUACUGGUGGUAAGGCUACACAGUUCAAAAUAAGAGACUGGCUUAUUUCGAGACAACGUUACUGGGGUGCACCAAUUCCGAUCGUACAUUGCGAUUCUUGUGGUCCCGUCGCGGUUCCUGAUAAGGACUUGCCUGUCUUAUUACCCAAGAUUGAUGGGAAGAGCUUUGGCAGUGGUAAUCCCUUGGACAAGCUUGAAUCUUUCGUUCAUACCACAUGUCCUUCUUGCGGUGGCCCUGCGAAGCGUGAUACUGACACUAUGGAUACUUUCAUUGAUUCUUCCUGGUACUUCUUCCGUUACCUUGACUCACAAAAUCUCAACAAGGUCUUCGACCACGAUAAAGCCACUCGUCAUAUGCCUGUCGACCUAUAUGUGGGAGGUGUGGAACAUGCUAUCUUACAUCUUUUGUAUUCUCGUUUCAUUUCCAAAUUCUUGGGUGAUAUCGGCAUGUGGGAUGGCAAAGAUGUCAGGAAUGAACCUAUCAAGAAGUUGGUGACCCAAGGAAUGGUACACGGCAAGACUUUCACUGACCCCGAAAGUGGUAGAUUCCUCAAGCCAGAGGAAGUGGACUUGUCUGAUGCUUCUAGACCAAAGAUAAAGGCGACCGGGCUCGUUCCAUCUGUCAGCUUUGAAAAGAUGUCUAAAUCGAAGUAUAAUGGUGUGGACCCCGCAAAAUGUAUCGAGACAUAUGGGGCUGAUGCUGUUCGUGCUCACAUUCUUUUCUCAGCACCAAUCUCUGAUCAGCUCAACUGGAAUGAGGACCAGAUUCAAGGGAUUGAGAGAUGGCUCAAGAAGGUCAUCAACCUCAAAGAUGAUGUUAUCAAGAUGGUUUCAUCUCUGCAGAGUAUGUCAACAGAGGGUAAUACCUUCAAGGAUAUUGAGCUCGCUGGAGAGGUUUAUGACCAAAUUGUUCUUUCAGAGAAAGAAUUGAAUUUGUACAAUGACAUUCGUUUCUACACAAACAAGAUCCUGAAAUCUGUUGAAGUUGAUUUAUCAUUUAACACUAUCAUUUCGGACUUCAUGAAAAUGACUAACGCUUUACAGGCCGCCGUGAAAGAUGGCAACUUUUAUCCAGCGAUAAUUCUUGACGCAUACGAGAGACUCUUAGUUGUCAUGUCUCCUGCCACACCCUCAAUUGCUGAGGAGUGUUGGGAAGGAUUGGCAAAAGGCUUUGGAAAGCCAUUCACAUCGAUCUUUAACGAAAGCUUUCCAACCUCAGAGCCAAUUGCGUCUCCCUACACAAAUUUUAACAUUUUUAUCAAUGGAAAGGCUAGACAUUCCAUGCAAGCCCUUCGUUCGUUGGCUUCGGAAUCUGAAGAAAAAGUUCUCAGCAUUGCAUUAGCAGAAGGCCCUGUCAAGAAGUUUGUUGGCGACAAAGCUAUCAAGAAGCUAAUUGUCAAAGAAGGGCUUAUCAGCAUCAUUACAUCCAAAUAG
Molecule: messenger RNA, 2664 nt
Organism: Candidozyma haemuli
Lineage: Eukaryota; Fungi; Ascomycota; Pichiomycetes; Serinales; Metschnikowiaceae
Gene: NAM2
Product: leucine--tRNA ligase
Exons: 1
Coding region: 1-2664 (887 amino acids)
Biological process (GO): mitochondrial translation; leucyl-tRNA aminoacylation
Cellular component (GO): mitochondrion
Molecular function (GO): leucine-tRNA ligase activity; aminoacyl-tRNA deacylase activity; ATP binding
Source: RefSeq, a predicted model, not a curated record